Molecule: messenger RNA, 1810 nt
Organism: Sardina pilchardus (European sardine)
Lineage: Eukaryota; Metazoa; Chordata; Actinopteri; Clupeiformes; Clupeidae
Product: immunoglobulin superfamily member 1-like
Exons: 7
Coding region: 17-1174 (385 amino acids)
Source: RefSeq, a predicted model, not a curated record
CUCAUCAGAGACAAAGAUGUCGAUGGCUGUCCUCGCUGUUGUCUCAGUAUUUUGUCUCUGUGUCACUUCAGUAGCUGGUCAAUCUUACAGACCCUACAUCCUGCUCAGCUCCCCAUAUUCAGCUGUCUCACCAGGAGAAACUGUUCGUAUCAUGUGUGGCGGGAUUUAUGACCGUCAAUACAAGGAUGUCUGUUUAUACAGAAACGGUUCUUCCAUCAUGAGACAGUACAGUUACUACAGUAGCAGUGUGACCUUCACUCGUUUUAUUGUGGAUGUCUCUGACACAGGCAGCUACACAUGUGGCCCCUGCUCUGGCUUCUACAAGAGCCGCUCCAUUAGUAUCACUGUAGUUGUACUACAGAAGCCAAGUCUUUCACUGGAAACCAGCAGAGAGGUUCCUUGGGGUCAGUCUGCCCAGAUGAGAUGCUCCAUCUCCACACAGCACCAGGGUGGUACAUUCACCCUACAGCAGCCCAAUGGGUCAUUUACAGAGACAGUGGAAGACACUGGAACUUCUGCCAAUUUCACCAUUCCUCAAGUGGACUUUACCCACGAAGGAGCUUUCGAUUGCCAGUAUCAAACAAGGGUUUCCAGACGUAAUUUCACUUCCCCCCAAAGUGAUACUAUCAGCCUCUCUGUAAUAGUGGUGCUUGUGCAGCCCAACAUCUCUCUCAGUGCCCCAGAUGGAGGGCUGUUCUGGGGGCCUCAGGGGCCAGAGGUGACCAGGGGCCACAGCCUCUCCCUCAUCUGCUCUACUGAGCCACAGCACCAAGGAGGCUCCUUCCACCUCAUCUUUGAUGGGUCUAACAGCACCAGGACUCAGCUCGCCAUCAACCACUCAGCCUCCUUCUACAUUCCUGAGGCAGACUACUCCCACCAGGGCAACUACAGCUGUGUCUAUGAGGUCACUGUGUCCAGCCGCACCUUCAAGUCAAGACAGACAGCACCACUGACAGUCAUCGUAAGAGCAUCUCUGGCUCCCAUCAUUGCAUCUGGAGUGAUUUCAGGAUUAUUCCUACUUUUGCUGAUCCCUGUCAUUCUCUACCUGGUGAAGAAAAAGAUGAACACUGUGGCACAGAGUUCUGCAAACAGAUAUGGAUUUCACAAUGGAGCUGGUGAGACACACGAGGAAGUAGAGAACAUAUAUAGCUACGGUGUCCUGGAGGAAGACUGAAUGUAGAAUAACUAUGUGGCCCCACUGCCACAGGCAAUGACUAUGAAGAGCAUGAUGGCCUCUAUCAAAACUAUAACUCAGAGUAGUCUGGUAUAUUUGAAAGCUGUUGUGUCAGUAUCCCACGACUCUGUUCACUUGUAGCCCUCCUCUGGCCCUCUCUGUGUUUUGAUUGUCUCUGUCUGCCUUUGUUUUGGUCCACAACACCUUUUUAAUUCUCCGUGACAAUUUUGAUCCCAACCUUUUCCCAAUUCUGAUCGUGUUAUCCACUCUACUGAAACCUUGCUCUGUCUGUCAUUCUUUGAGAUUGAUUUUGUUUGUCUUCUAGUAGCUGCCAACAUGCAUAAGUUAUAAUAAUCUUUAAAGGUUUGAUUUUUUGCAUUUCUGAUUGUUAAGGAUUCACAUUUAUAUUCAUUUAACUUGUAUCCAGAAACCUUACUGUAUUUUUCAAUCAUUUUCAUUAGUUUAUGUAUCGAUUCCGCUGGUGAAGUUAUGCAAUGCAAAUCAGACAGGCUAAUAGGCUAACUGGACAAAACCCCAUGCCAAUUUCUAGCUAUGGUGAAGGGUAUGUGAUGAUGUGGGUAUUUUAAUUCCAAAGGCCAAGGGAACUUUAUCAGGAUGCAUAAUAUCCUGGAUCCA